AUGCUUCAGCAUCGCCGUUUCUGCAUGUUCAUGCUUUCAGAACGGCUCAGCGUCAUGUCCAUGCGGCACGAGCACUUCCGGGCCCGCACGCGCCACCUCUUCGCGAGGAAGUUCCGCCAGCAUGGUCCCAUUAAGCUGUCGACCUACCUGCGUCCCUUCCACGCCGGUGACAUUGUCGACAUCAAGGCCAACGCCGCCGAGCAGAAGGGCAUGCCCCACAAGUACUACCACGGCCGCACCGGUGUUGUGUUCAACGUUGCUCCCCGUGCCGUUGGUGUGAUCAUCUACAAGGUGGUCGGCAACCGAUACAUCGAGAAGCGCGUCAACGUGCGCAUCGAGCACGUCAAGCACUCCAAGUGCCGUGACGACUUCCUGCAGCGUGUCAAGCGCAACGCCGAGCUCAAGAAGGAGGCCAAGGCCAAGGGCGAGCGCGUCCAGCUCAAGCGUCUGCCCGCUGCUCCCCGUGUUGCCCACACUCUCUCGAUGAAGAACAACACCCCCGAGACCCUCGCUCCCCAGGCCUACGACACCUACAUCUAA
Molecule: messenger RNA, 540 nt
Organism: Moesziomyces antarcticus
Lineage: Eukaryota; Fungi; Basidiomycota; Ustilaginomycetes; Ustilaginales; Ustilaginaceae
Product: 60S ribosomal protein L21
Exons: 2
Coding region: 1-540 (179 amino acids)
Biological process (GO): translation
Cellular component (GO): cytosolic large ribosomal subunit; ribosome
Molecular function (GO): structural constituent of ribosome
Source: RefSeq, a predicted model, not a curated record